This is a messenger RNA of Radiomyces spectabilis, 624 nucleotides long. RefSeq names its product adenylylsulfate kinase. Bases 1 to 624 code for a protein of 207 amino acids. NCBI's taxonomy places the organism in Eukaryota, Fungi, Mucoromycota, Mucoromycetes, Mucorales, Radiomycetaceae. The record is from RefSeq and is a predicted model, not a curated record. The transcript is spliced from 3 exons. Gene Ontology annotation, molecular function: ATP binding; adenylylsulfate kinase activity. Gene Ontology annotation, biological process: sulfate assimilation.
AUGGCCACUAAUAUUACUUGGCAUCAAGGUGCUGUCUCUUUGGCUGAACGCCAGCGACUUCUCGGACAAAAGGGUUUCACUAUUUGGUUUACUGGUUUAUCGGCUUCUGGAAAAUCGACUUUGGCUACUGCGUUGGAACAGACGCUCCUGCAUUCUGGCAUUUCCAGUUACCGCCUGGAUGGUGACAACAUUCGUUUCGGUUUAAAUAAAAACUUGGGCUUUGGACCUGAGGACCGCACUGAAAACAUCCGAAGAAUCUCCGAGGUGGCCAAGUUGUUUGCGGACGCUUCGGUGAUUGCAGUGACUGCCUUCAUCAGUCCCUACCGUGCCGAUCGCGAUGCUGCACGUGCUCUCCAUGAAGCGGCUGGUAUCCCCUUUGUGGAAGUAUUUGCAGAUGCACCUUUGGACGUAGUGGAACAACGCGACCCCAAGGGUUUGUACAAGAAGGCCAAAGCCGGUGAAAUCAAAGAAUUCACCGGUAUCUCGGCCCCUUACGAAGCACCGGAGAAGCCCGAAAUUCACGUCAAAACACAUGAAGUCACCGUCGAACAAGGUGUUCAGCAGGUGCUGGAUUAUCUGGUAGCACAAAACCUCAUUGACGGUUCCAAGCUUGUAAAGAAAUAA